Acaulospora colombiana is the source of this 2817-nucleotide messenger RNA. NCBI's taxonomy places the organism in Eukaryota, Fungi, Glomeromycota, Glomeromycetes, Diversisporales, Acaulosporaceae. The record is from the annotation of a GenBank genome assembly.
AUGCAGUCCACAGACCUUCAGGAUCUAUUGAUGUGCGAUCCAUAUUUUGAAGGCUUCACAAACACGAAUACAUUGGCUACCAAUGAUUCCUCAACUGCGCAACUUCCGUCAGCGACAUUGUCCGAGUUUGAGGCUCAAAUUCAAGCAAUGUUGGCAGCCAAUAACAACGAAAUGACGAAUUCUCGCGCAAACGAUCUUUCGUUUGAUAAUUUCAUAUAUACCGCCUCUCCCGAGAACGGUUUAUUCGCUUCUCUGAGUUCCCCCGAAUCUUUUAUAGCCUCGCCAAAUUCAUACACGACCCUUGACGAUUUGACCUCUCCUUCUCCUCCGACCUUCAAUUCUACUGACUUCACCAUUUCUCCAAGUAGUGCCACAAUGACUGACUUCAAUCAUUAUUCCCCAAUGGAUAAAUCUAUUGACAGAUUAUUACCCACUCAAUCUGAGCUUGAUGCUUUGUUUGCUCAGACCGAAAACACGAAGAGGCACAUCUCGAUUGAUCACAACUCGAUUGAUCACGACUCGGUCUCUUCUGACAACAACUCUUUGAAAAAGAAACGGAAAAGCGUUGGGGGUGUCAUCAAAUCCGUAAAGAAAACAAAUACCGGCAUGAAAAAUCUCAUUAAAAACGAGCCAAACCCAAACACAUUGUUCAACGAAUCGAUGCCGGUCGUGUGCAUGGACGGUUCAAAUAUAGGUUCCAGCAUAGGUUCCGGGGCAAAUAGCAUUGUGGUCCCCAGCUCUCCCGCGGACAAUGUAGAUGCCUCCUGCGGUUAUACCACGAAUUCAGUUUUAACAUUCAAUCAUAUUCCUUGGGCCGGUGCUCCGAAUCAGGCUGACGGAAUAAUAGAUGGUUCCCGAUACCCGAGCGUGCCAUCACUUCCGGCAUCAUGUGACGGAAAAAAUGCUACCACAAAGUUGCCCAUAACACGUCUCAAGAAUACGAACAUUUCACAACCACAACAAAAUACCCCUGUACAACUUAACAAGCAACAAAAAAAGGUUGCUCACAAUGCCAUUGAGCGUCGCUACAGAAACAAUAUUAAUGAUCGUAUCAAUGAUCUCAAAAAUGUGGUACCUGCCCUCUGCCAUUUGAAGAGUAAGGACAGUAAAGAUGAUGACGAAGACGACGAAGUUGAUGGCAUUCCUGCGGCCACGAAGUUGAACAAGGCUACGAUCUUGAGAAAAGCGACAGAAUAUAUUGUCUAUCUAAAGAAGAGCAACGAGAAGAUCAAGGGUGAUAACGAGAUCUUGAGAAAUUUGCUGCAAGCCUUGCCCGGUGGCAUCGAACUAUUAAAUGAUUAUAUUGCCAGACGGGAUAAGAUUCCCGGAGACACACCACCGGAUACACCCGAUGCUCCGUCACCUGAUUACGAUUUCCCACUGACACCCCCUCAUAACACAAAUCCUGCUCCGAGAGCAUUGAUGGCUUUGUUCAUGUGCAUGACGUUCUUUUCAUCACCCUCAAGUGUCGGCAAUCAUGCCUCCCACCAUCACAGUGACAACAGUCGCGUGGUCACCAACGAAACUCCUCUAGAUAUACCUGUGAUUGGGGUACUUGGCAAGGAUCUUUACUUUCCUUAUUUGUCUGACAUACAUCAUCCGACCAUCCCUGUUUUCAAACCAGUCUCGACAUGUUCAAAAAUCAAAGAAAAUCAUAAUUCCUUGUCAAGUCUUUGCUACACUUCUCCGAUGAAUAUCCUAGAAAUUGUCAUCGGUGUAAUAACCGAGUCUUUCAAGCUCAUGUUAAGAAAGUUUUUGGGUUGGGACAUUUCAGUUGGAUACGCUCAUGCUGAUACAGAGGAGAAACUUUGGGAGGUGGCAUUAUGGAGUAGACUUGGGGAGAGAAUUGUGUCACAUUUUUGGAAUUUGGCUAUCAAAGAAAAAGGAUCAAGUGGUCCCGAAGAGAAAUGGCUCGAGAUUGCUUUGAUUAGUGACCAAAACAAUGACACAUGGAGGGGAGUGGCUGAUAGGAUCAGUGACCAUGUUCUUGGUCUCUCAAAAAAUAAAGAAUUCAUAGAAUCUAUGAGCAACACCACUGUUCCCCUCACCCACAUUUCAGAUGCGCAAGCCUUGAUCCAUCUGAAAGAUGCAUUUUCCAACCUUAUUUCUGUAAAAUACGGAAAGAAGAAGAGUCAAAAGAGAAGUCGAUAUACCUUUUUCGAUCUUCUUGGUGUGUCCACACCCGCAUCACCGACGCAUUGGUACGCUCUGGUAGGAUGUGCAGUGCAAGCAUUCUCUGAAGGAGAAAAUAAAGUGGGCGAAAGUCUCGUAAAUAAGUUGAGGGAAGAAUACCCCAAAAUAGAUAAUGACGCCAGUAAACGAAUUAUUUCCAUGGGCUUAUUCUCAUAUUACCUUUUGAUGUAUGGCAAAGUUGAAGCUUCCAUUCGAUGUGCAGACAAAGUGAGCAGUGCUGUUGCCUUACGAAAGAAAGAAAAAAAAUCUGGAAUCAUCGAUGAUGAAUCUUUGGAUGAUAAAGAAUCAGAGACAGAAAAGAUACUGAAAGAGGUUCAUCAUUUGGCAGAGUUUUGCGUGGGAUGGAUCGUUUUAGAAGCAAGGGUACUAGGGUGGAAAAUUAUUGAAGGACUAUCAUCGGAAACCAAGGAAAAUCCCUUACCUGACGUUCUAGACGUAGAGGCCGAUGUGUUUAACGACAUUCCAAAAGCUCGAGAGGGGUUUAUAAAACGACUUGACGCUCUCGGAAGAAUUUCCGGUGGGGCUGACGAGGGCGCUGAGGAGACUGAGGAGGAUGAUAAAGUAAAAUCGAGUUGCACUGAAAAUAGAGCUAUAAGAUCAUGGAAUGUCUUAAAAGGCAUGUAA